CAAUCAAUCAUUGCCACCAUCAUCGUAAUCAUUAUCAUAAGUGCCAUAAUAAUUUUUAUUUUAAUCAAAAAUUUAACCAUUUUUCCAAAUUCACUAUGUCGGCAAAAACGACCAAGGUGAUGGAUAUAACGAACAAUAACAAUAAUGUGGAUGAAGAACGAAAUUCAUCAUCAGAAAUGCCUCGAAUAACACAUGUAAUAUUCGAUCUGGAUGGUCUACUAUUGGAUACUGAAUUUGCCUAUGAACAGGCUACACAACAAAUUGUUCAAAGAUAUGGUCGUUCAUUUACAUUGGAAGAUAAAUUGAAAAUUCUUGGACGACCAGGUUCGGUUGUAGCACGUAUGAUUGUCGAUGAUCUUAAACUGCCCAUAAGUGUUUCAGAAUUUAUGCAACAAUUCGAUGAAGAAUAUUGUAAUCUUGUCAAUGUACAACCAGUGCCUUUAAUGCCUGGUGCUGAACGUCUAAUACGACAUUUGAAUCGUUUCCAAAUACCUACAGCUAUAGCUACGGGUAGCCGUCGUUUUACAUAUGAAUUGAAUACAAAAUUUCACAAAAAUCUGUUCCAAUCAUUUCAUCAUGUACUCAUGACACCUGAAGAUCCAGAAGUGACACGUGGAAAACCAGAUCCACAACCUUAUUUAAUAUGUGCCAAACGUUUUGAAAAUGUUCCAACAACAAUGAUUGAUAAUAAUCGUUCCAUAUUGGUUUUCGAAGAUUCAUUAGUCGGUAUUGAAUCAGCAAAUCGUGCCGGUAUGACAACCGUAUGGAUACCGGAUUAUCGUUUUGAUCGACAUAAACAUCAACAUCAAAAACAGCAACAUUCAUCAUCAUUAUCAUCAUCAUGGUCGAAACCAUGCUUGGUGUUGGAUUCAUUGAAAUUAUUUCAACCAGAAUUAUUUGGUCUGCCACAAUUUCUAGAUGAUUAACCAAAAAAAAUUUUUUUUUUUUAAAUAAUAAGCAUAAUAUUCUGCCUUGUAU
Molecule: messenger RNA, 978 nt
Organism: Dermatophagoides farinae (American house dust mite)
Lineage: Eukaryota; Metazoa; Arthropoda; Arachnida; Sarcoptiformes; Pyroglyphidae
Source: RefSeq, a predicted model, not a curated record